UUUUUUGUCGCGACUAACCAUGCGUUUGUGCCGAAAGCGCGCGUAAAUACAAAAUUUGUUGUCUCCAUUGUGUCGUUUGAAAACGUACGUAUUAAAGUGAAAUGAGAAUCGUGUAAUCGUUAAAAUGGGCGAACAAACGUUUACCAUACCGGACGAUAAUCUGGAACAGCACAUUGUGACUUUGUUUGAGAAAUUGGAAAUUUUACGCCGGGACGCGAAUACGAAUGGGGACAAUUUGGCGGGCAGGAUUCCAGCUAGAUUAGAGCUGAGGACUUUGUCGCUGUGGAAGGCCGUGGUCGCAGAAUGUGUGGCGUCGUUCCUUUAUGUUUUCAUAGUGUGCGGGGCGGCCGGUGGGGCGGGCGUGGGCGCCUCAGCCUCUGCAGUCCUGCUAUCUACGGCACUGGCUUCAGGAUGUGCUAUAGCAACCCUCACCAUGUGCUUCGUUAAUAUCUCUGGUGCUCACGUGAACCCGGCAGUAUCGGCAGCACUGUGCAUCCGAAGGCACGUGUCUCCGCUCCGAGCCGCGUUGUACGUCAUGGCACAGUGCGGAGGUGCGAUCGCAGGAGCGGCCGCCAUUUACGGUGUAAGCGUGCCGGGCUACGGUGGAGGGCUAUCAGCGUCGCUGCCGGGCGGUGGCGCGGCGUGGGAGCGACUCGGCACGGAGCUCGUGCUGUCGGCGCUGGUGGCUGCGGCGUAUUUUGCCGCGAUGGAGCGACGGUGGACCGGAGCCGCCCCCGCCCUCCUGGGAGCGGCCUACUGUGCUGCGAGCUUCGUUUCGAUGCCAUCAUUGAAUCCGGCGCGGUCACUGGGACCAUCGUUUGUCCUGUCACGGUGGGAGAGCCACUGGGUGUGCUGGGUGGGGGGUCUCGGUGGGGGAGUAGCCAGUGCGCUUCUUCACGAGUGGGGCAGCCGAAAACGCCGCACGUCCUCCUCGCGGGCCUCAACACCACGAGAUCUGGACGAGCUGGACAAACCCGUGUUCCCUUCUGCCCAUCAUCAUUACCGGCCGUCGUAUUGCGCUGCAGCUCCUCGACCAGACACGGCGGAGCCUUUGUAUUCUGGAACUAAGUCUCUGUACUGCCGAUCACCGCCGCCCGCUAGACAUGCUUUGCACAGGUCGCAGUCGGUGUACAGUAAAGGCAGUUCGGCGACGAGCGGCGUGGCGAGCGCGGCCGCGGCGCCCCCCGCCCCGCUGCCGCUGCGCGCCCCCGCCCCUCACGCACACACGCACAACCAGAACGCGCAGAACGCACAGCGGGAUCCCCCUUACGGCGCCGCCAACGGAAUCAGACCCGGACCCGCAGGCGCCGCUGUCACAGAACGCCGCGAUUCGAUGUACGGAGUUCGUCGUCCGGAGGAUAACGCGUACGGCACGUACUCGCGAACGCACGCGAACGCGCUCGCGUACCGGCACACGCACGGCGAACAUUACUAGCGUUCGGCCGAGCGGCACAACAUUGCGCUGCUCUUCGACGUCUGAACUGUGUCAAGUACAUUUACAAGUUCAAUAGUGCUUUUUAUUUGGUAGUUCAAUUGCUACGUUUGAAUUUGAUGACGAAUUUCUCGUUAAUUCUAGUGUUUUCGAUCUACGGGCGAAAAAGGAUUGUGCGGUUUUAUGAAAUCACGGUAAAAGUGGAACUUUUUAUUGUUUUAGUGA
This is a messenger RNA of Bombyx mandarina (wild silkworm), 1657 nucleotides long. It is a transcript of the gene bib, whose product is annotated as MIP channel family protein big brain. NCBI's taxonomy places the organism in Eukaryota, Metazoa, Arthropoda, Insecta, Lepidoptera, Bombycidae. Gene Ontology annotation, cellular component: plasma membrane. Gene Ontology annotation, biological process: transmembrane transport; water transport. Gene Ontology annotation, molecular function: water channel activity. The record is from RefSeq and is a predicted model, not a curated record.